Molecule: messenger RNA, 2123 nt
Organism: Gorilla gorilla gorilla (western lowland gorilla)
Lineage: Eukaryota; Metazoa; Chordata; Mammalia; Primates; Hominidae
Gene: C1QTNF4
Product: C1q and TNF related 4
Exons: 2
Coding region: 978-1967 (329 amino acids)
Molecular function (GO): protein binding
Source: RefSeq, a predicted model, not a curated record
GGCUCUUGCUAGCCUGGCCCCAGCGAGGCAGGGCAUCAGUUUCCCUCUCCAGAGGCCUUUCUUCCCCACCUAUUGCCCUUCUCAAUCCUGUCCCUUCUUGCAGGAGCAACCUUCCCAGCAGAAAAUUCCAUUCUGCCCCAAGGACUCUCCUCCUUACUGCCCCUCACCCCGGGGAACGCAGGCUGCCCCUCUGAUGCCUGCAGACUCCCUUCUCCCUCUUUCCUAACCGACGGUGGGCAUUUUCCAAUUUGGAGGUGAGGAGGAAAAACUAGGUUAUUUUCAGCUCUUCCUUUACUGGCAACAUUGACCCAUUUAUCCUUCUCUUCCUUCAGACCUCUCCCCCAAGGCCACUUAUGUUGGACAUCUGUCCCAGCCAAAAUCUCACCUUCCACUGUCCUUGCAGCCCAAAGGCUAGUCCAGCCUCUGAGUCCAGCUCUAGCCCUCUCUCCCCACACUAGGAAGGAAGCUGGACUGUAGAGUGCUCUGGGCCACCCCGCGUUAGCUGCUGCCUCUGGCCUGUUUCCCCUUCUGUGCCUCCGUUUCCCCAACUGCUCAGAUUAAUGAUGCCUGCUCUCUAGACCCAGAGGACGAAGCUCUAGGGAGGUCACAGAUGAGGAAGGGUCCAGUGCUCGGCGCAGACUCCGUGCGGAGCCCCUAGGCCCCGCAGCUCGCCCCUCCCUCUCCCCUACUCCCCUCCUCUCCCCCUCCCGCCUCUCCCCCGCCUCUUCGCUCUCGCUCGGCUCCCUCUCUAGCUGACCUUCCCUUUCCCUCACGCCUCCCCACGCCCGGCCCCAGGCCCCAGCACCCUGUCCGCUGCCGCCUCAGAGCCGGGAGAAGCAGCCGGAGCCCCCGCCGCCCCCGCCGCAGCGCGGGCGGUCAGUGCGCAGCCCGGCACCCGCAGCCCGCAGCCCGCAGCCCGGAGCCAGAUCGCGGGCUCAGACCGAACCCGACCCGACCGCCGCCCCCAGCCAGGCGCCAUGCUGCCGCUUCUGCUGGGCCUGCUGGGCCCAGCGGCCUGCUGGGCCCUGGGCCCGACCCCCGGCCCGGGCUCCUCUGAGCUGCGCUCGGCCUUCUCGGCGGCACGCACCACCCCCCUGGAGGGCAUGUCGGAGAUGGCGGUGACCUUCGACAAGGUGUACGUGAACAUCGGGGGCGACUUCGAUGUGGCCACCGGCCAGUUUCGCUGCCGCGUGCCCGGCGCCUACUUCUUCUCCUUCACGGCUGGCAAGGCCCCGCACAAGAGCCUGUCGGUGAUGCUGGUGCGAAACCGCGACGAGGUGCAGGCGCUGGCCUUCGACGAGCAGCGGCGGCCAGGCGCGCGGCGCGCAGCCAGCCAGAGCGCCAUGCUGCAGCUCGACUACGGCGACACAGUGUGGCUGCGGCUGCAUGGCGCCCCGCAGUACGCGCUGGGCGCGCCCGGCGCCACCUUCAGCGGCUACCUAGUCUACGCCGACGCCGACGCUGACGCGCCUGCGCGCGGGCCACCCGCGCCCCCCGAGCCGCGCUCGGCCUUCUCGGCGGCGCGCACGCGCAGCUUGGUGGGCUCGGACGCUGGCCCCGGGCCGCGGCACCGACCGCUCGCCUUCGACACCGAGUUCGUCAACAUUGGCGGCGACUUCGACGCGGCGGCCGGCGUGUUCCGCUGCCGUCUGCCUGGCGCCUACUUCUUCUCCUUCACGCUGGGCAAGCUGCCGCGUAAGACGCUGUCGGUUAAGCUGAUGAAGAACCGCGACGAGGUGCAGGCCAUGAUUUACGACGACGGCGCGUCGCGGCGCCGCGAGAUGCAGAGCCAGAGCGUGAUGCUGGCCCUGCGGCGCGGCGACGCCGUCUGGCUGCUCAGCCACGACCACGACGGCUACGGCGCCUACAGCAACCACGGCAAGUACAUCACCUUCUCCGGCUUCCUGGUGUACCCCGACCUCGCCCCCGCCGCCCCGCCGGGCCUCGGGGCCUCGGAGCUACUGUGAGCCCCGGGCCAGAGAAGAGCCCGGGAGGGCCAGGGGCGUGCAUGCCAGGCCGGGCCCGAGGCCCGAAAGUCCCGCGCGAGCGCCACGGCCUCCGGGUGCGCCUGGACUCUGCCAAUAAAGCGGAAAGCGGGCACGCGCAGCGCCCGGCAGCCCAGG